UGAGAGAGGCAGGAGGAGAGAGAAAGCGCGCGAGCGAGAGGAACGACGCCAUCAACAGCAACCCCAACCCCAAGCGGCGCGAGAACCCACCCCCAUCCUCCCCCCGAUCCCCAAUUCGCCUCACCAUGGACCACCACCACCAGCAGGGGCAGCCGCCGUCGCCGGCGGACGCCAACUCGAAGCCGCCGACGCCGUCGAGCACGCCCGCCUCGCGCCACGGCUCUGGCUCGGCGCCCUCCUGGCCGCCCUCCUCCACCGAGGGCGCCCCGGCGCGCGGGCCGGCGUCCUCCUCCGCCUCGUCCGCGGCACCCGCCACGCCGGCCUCCCGCACCGUCUACAGCGACCGCUUCAUCCCCAGCCGCACCGGAUCCAACCUCGCGCUCUUCGACCUCGCCCCGGCCCCCUCCUCCUCCGCCUCCGGAUCUGCCGCUCCCCCCUCACCCUACUGCGCGCUCCUCCGCGCGGCGCUCUUCGGGCCCGACACGCCCGACCGCCUCGCCUCCUCCGCCGGGGCCUCCUCCUCCUCCGCGGCCUCCCCCGUCGGCUCCCCCGCCGGCGGCAACAUAUUCCGCUUCAAGGCCGAGGUGCCGAGGAACGCCAAGCGGGCGCUCUUCGCCGGCGGGGACGACCAGGACCUGCUCUUCCCCGGCAUCUUCACCCCCAAGGGCUCCGGCCCCAGGAAGAUCCCCAGGUCGCCCUACAAGGUGCUGGAUGCGCCCGCAUUGCAGGACGACUUCUACCUCAACCUCGUGGAUUGGUCUUCGCACAAUGUCCUCUCGGUCGGAUUGGGGAAUUGCGUCUACCUGUGGAAUGCAUGCAGCAGCAAGGUCACCAAGCUCUGCGAUUUGGGGGCGGACGACACCGUUUGUUCCGUGAGUUGGGCGCAGCGUGGCACCCACCUGGCUGUAGGGACUAACCAAGGCACCGUCCAGAUAUGGGAUGCAACACGCUGUAAAAGAAUGAGAACCAUGGAAAGCCAUCGCAUGCGAGUAGGUGCUCUUGCAUGGAACUCUUCAUUGCUUUCUUCUGGCAGUCGUGACAAGAACAUCCUUCAUCAUGAUCUCCGUGCUCCGGAGGACUAUGUUAGCAAACUCACCGGGCAUAAAUCUGAGGUCUGUGGGCUCAAGUGGUCUUAUGAUAACCGUCAGCUUGCAUCUGGUGGAAACGACAACAAACUUUUUGUUUGGAAUCAACAUUCAGUACAGCCAGUGCUGAAGUAUACUGAGCACACAGCAGCUGUGAAAGCUAUUGCCUGGUCACCUCAUCUACACGGCCUUCUUGCAUCUGGUGGUGGAACUGCAGAUAGGUGCAUAAGAUUUUGGAAUACGACCACAAAUACACACUUGAGUUCCAUGGAUACAGGGAGUCAGGUCUGUAAUCUUGUGUGGUCAAAGAAUGUGAAUGAGCUUGUUAGCACACACGGAUACUCCCAGAAUCAGAUAAUAGUGUGGCGGUAUCCAACGAUGUCAAAGCUUGCCACGUUGACAGGACAUACAUUCAGAGUAUUAUAUUUAGCCAUCUCCCCUGAUGGACAGACAAUUGUUACUGGUGCUGGUGACGAGACGCUCCGGUUUUGGAACGUGUUUCCGUCUCCCAAGUCCCAGAGUUCUGACAGCUUAAGUAGCAUUGGAGCGACAUCAUUUGUUAGGAGCUACAUCCGGUGACUCGACGAAAUGUAGUUUCGUCGAGCUUGUAAGUUAUUGCGGCAAGUGCUGAUCGUCAUCAGCACCAUUCAAUUCCCACACGACCUCCUUCUGUCCAUCUGCCGCCGAAGCCAGCACCAUUUUAGAGAUUGCACGGCAGGGGAUGAUUGACUGGCUGGCUUGCGCGGAUCCGAUCCCCUCUCCCGCGCUGGAAGCGGCGCAUAUCUAUUGUUGUAGGAGCGAAGGCGGGAGAUGUUCAUGUCAGAGAAGCAUGGGCUAUACAGCCAGCCACACUCCCUCCUCCAGUUUAUGUUCCCCAUUGGAACUGCCCUGCGAACCAAACUGUUCCUUAACAUUUACUCACUCAUGAAGCCCUUUUGAUUUCAUUCGUUAUGUUGUUUAGCGGGAAAUUCCUCUUGUUUUAGCAACUGAGAAAUCUGUUGGCGUGUCGAUUAUGCGCUUGACUGAUGAUAUGCAAGCUGUAGCUCUAUUCAGAACAUCAUGAAAUUCAGAACUGGACCUCGCUGGCCUGUGUCAAGGCCUGUGGAGGAAUUCAGAAUUUGGCCAUGUCCUCUGAUGGAUGCAGUGGGUUAAAAUUAUC
Molecule: messenger RNA, 2244 nt
Organism: Triticum urartu
Lineage: Eukaryota; Viridiplantae; Streptophyta; Magnoliopsida; Poales; Poaceae
Product: protein FIZZY-RELATED 2
Biological process (GO): anaphase-promoting complex-dependent catabolic process; positive regulation of anaphase-promoting complex-dependent catabolic process; positive regulation of ubiquitin protein ligase activity
Cellular component (GO): anaphase-promoting complex
Molecular function (GO): protein binding; anaphase-promoting complex binding; ubiquitin ligase activator activity
Source: RefSeq, a predicted model, not a curated record